AAGGUUGUAGAUCGGCGAAAAGCGCAGCUUUGUAUCCACCGCUCUGCCCUCUGGAACGCUUCUCAAGCUCAAGUUCUCUUUGCACUCCGUCUCCUGGGUCGGUUGAAGGGCUUCGGAGCAGGAAAAAAAGGCACUGCACUCUCCACAAUGGCGGCAAUUCUCCGAUCCCUUUUAAAUAAGAAGGCCCCCCUCCAGCUGGGUCGUAUGUGCUACUCAUCCUCCUCAGUGCCCACCACCAAGCUGUUCAUCGAUGGCAAGUUUGUCGAGUCCAACACGUCUGAGUGGCUUGACAUCCACAACCCUGCCACUAAUGAAGUGGUGGGACGUGUUCCUAAAGCUACACAGGAGGAGAUGCUGGCAGCUGUGGACUCCUGCUCCAGAGCCUUUCGCUCCUGGUCCGAGACCUCCAUCCUCAGCCGGCAGCAGAUCUUCCUGCGCUACCAACAGCUCAUCAAGGACAACAUUAAAGAGCUGGCUAAGAUCAUCACUUUGGAACAGGGCAAAACUCUGGCUGAUGCAGAGGGAGAUGUAUUUAGAGGACUGCAGGUGGUUGAACACGCCUGCAGCAUUACAUCCCUCAUGCUGGGGGAAACCUUACCCUCCAUCACCAAGGACAUGGACACCUACACCUACCGCCUGCCCAUCGGAGUGUGUGCCGGCAUCGCCCCUUUCAACUUCCCCGCCAUGAUACCUCUGUGGAUGUUCCCUAUCGGGAUGGUGUGCGGCAACACCUACCUGAUGAAGCCCUCUGAGCGAGUCCCAGGCUGCACCAUGCUUUUGGCCAAAAUGCUCCAGGAUGCCGGGGCACCAGAUGGUACACUCAACAUAAUCCAUGGACAGCAUGCAGCGGUAAACUUCAUCUGUGACCACCCGGCCAUCAAAGCCAUCAGUUUUGUGGGCUCCAACCAGGCUGGAGAGUACAUCUACGAGCGGGGCUCAAAGAAUGGCAAGAGAGUGCAGUCCAACAUGGGUGCCAAGAACCAUGGUGUGGUGAUGCCUGAUGCCAACAAAGAGAACACCAUCAACCAGCUAGUGGGCGCUGCUUUUGGAGCAGCUGGCCAGCGCUGCAUGGCUCUCUCCACUGCUAUUUUUGUUGGGGAGUCUCGUGAAUGGCUUCCAGAGCUGGUGCAGCGCUCUAAAUCGCUCCGCGUAAACUCAGGUGAUCAGCCUGGGGCAGAUGUGGGUCCCUUGAUCACCCCAGAAGCCAAAGCCAGGGUAGAGUCUCUGAUCCAGAGUGGGGUUGAUGAAGGUGCCAAGCUGCUGCUGGACGGGAGAAAUGUUAAAGUCAAAGGAUAUGAAAAUGGAAACUUUGUAGGACCUACCAUCUUAGCUGGUGUUAAGCCCAACAUGAAAUGUUACAAAGAAGAGAUCUUUGGACCGGUCCUUAUUGUCCUGGAGGCCGACAGCCUGGACGAAGCCAUUUCUUUAAUCAACCGAAACCCUUACGGCAACGGCACGGCCAUCUUUACCACCAAUGGAGCCACAGCUCGCAAAUACACACACGAGGUGGACGUCGGCCAGAUUGGUGUGAAUGUGCCCAUCCCCGUCCCGCUCCCCAUGUUCUCCUUCACUGGCUCCAGAGGUUCAUUCAGAGGAGAUACCAACUUCUAUGGCAAGCAGGGCAUCCAAUUCUACACUCAGAUCAAGACUGUUACGUCACAGUGGAAGGCUGAGGAUGCCACUCUGACAAGCCCGGCUGUCACAAUGCCAACCAUGGGACGCUAAGCUAAACUGACAGUGCAUCUAACCUUCAGAGACUUCUUACAUGCCUUAAGAAGCCCAACGAGGGAUUGAAAGUGGUUACGAUAUCUUUUGAUUGGUCAAAUGUUCAUACUGAGGAUUAUUACUUAGUGACUGUGCAGCAAAGAAAACGAAUGUCAGGAUUUACAAAGUUAAAACAAAUACCGGUCACAAUUUACAUCUUUAGAAGUGAAGAUAAAAAAUUGGACUUAAUCAGGGAUGCUGUGAAUCUGUACAUUGGUUUAUUGUGUAUUUUUUUUGAACCCAUUUUUCUCCUCACUUCCUGUACAGAGCAGUGGGAUCAUGACUUCAUAGUGGCUAGUCCUUUUUCAUGAUCCGUUGAGUGCUGUGAAAGCACAAAGAUCAGCGAUUCUGACGCUGAGUAGUUACAGCAAAUGUCUUCCACUGUUAUCCCCUGUGUGUUUCAUUAGCUUCAUCGGUUCAAUAUGUGAAUAGACAAAAGCCUACAUGAGAACAUGGACACAGACAUUUCCUCACUUCAGUGAAACUGACAUAAUGGUUUGAGCACUUGCUUUUUACAUGAUCAGUGUACCCUGCUGUAUACUGUCCAAUGCUGAGAUUAGUGUGCGUGUCAAAUUAAAGUUCACAGUUUUGUACUGUACUGUCAUAGUAUUGGUCAUGGGUUUAAUACAUUUCAUAUCAGAUAUAUUCUUUAUUAUUAACCAGUUUCAUUUAUAGUAUGAAACUGUUAGUGCUGCAGUUACAGUGUGGCUACUUGACUGUUUGAAUAAAGCCACUAUAACAGGA
Oreochromis aureus is the source of this 2508-nucleotide messenger RNA. Its product is annotated as methylmalonate-semialdehyde dehydrogenase [acylating], mitochondrial-like. The coding region runs from base 148 to 1725 and encodes 525 amino acids. Gene Ontology annotation, biological process: thymine catabolic process; L-valine catabolic process. The record is from RefSeq and is a predicted model, not a curated record. Lineage: Eukaryota; Metazoa; Chordata; Actinopteri; Cichliformes; Cichlidae. Gene Ontology annotation, cellular component: mitochondrion. The transcript has 12 exons. Gene Ontology annotation, molecular function: methylmalonate-semialdehyde dehydrogenase (acylating, NAD+) activity; malonate-semialdehyde dehydrogenase (acetylating, [NAD(P)+]) activity.